CGUUUCAGUAUCUCCGCUCAGUAGAGCCAGCGCCGUCUCCGAGGUCGGAGUCGUGAAUUCAAGAAUACCCCGACGUCGUGGCAGAGAAACAAGAGAAAGAAAAAGAGGCGCUUGAUAAAAGGCUCGUAAUUAGACAGGUACGACUCGGUUUGACGUUGAAACGAAGAGAGGAGAAACGAACAAGGAAAACGGGACAACCGGAAGGAGAGAUCGAAGCGCAGUUGGUGGUCGGGCAAGAGCAGAGCUUUGCGCCGUCUCUUGGCUCUUCUCCUCCGGAUUGAUUCCACGAGCGUCGUCGUUCGCGCAUCACCAUCGCGACGCGAUCACGUCGCCCACGAUCGCAACAACGACUAUCGCGCUGCUCUCCGGAAAGUCCUGUCGCCGUCGUCGCCGUCGUCGCCGUAGUCGUGGCCGUCGUCGUCGUCGUCGUCGCGGUGCCGCCACUGCCGUCGACGCCAUCGUCGCUGUUACCGUUGUUCUCGCCGCGGAUACACGCUAGUGAAAAUGCGGUAGUGACAGUGACAGAUACGAAGAAGAGGAAGGACUCGGAAUUUGUCAAGCAGCAGGGUAAUUGUCAUUAUCGUCAAUCGUGUCGCGCGAGAACCCCGUUCGUCGCGAUUUGUCCUCGAUCGGUGCCGGUUAAACGAGAACGAAGGAGAGAGAGAGACGGUGCUCUCCUCGGCGACCUAGCCGGAAGUUAUGACGAGCUCGCGCUUCGUUCAAGGACGAAGAAUUGUUCGCGCGCAUGUGUCCAGUAGUGGGAUAUAGUGUCAACGACAAGUCGCCGCUUGCAGAUCUGGAUACCUUGCUGUCGACACCCGCCGGGCCUGGAUUGUCUCAUGUCAGGAUGGCGCUGGCGCGGUACGUACACUCGUACGGCUCGCCGUUGUCGGAGCUAGGGCUUGCGGUGAGCGACUGUGCGCCUCAGACGUCGCGGGUCAGCUCGAACUUGCACAGCAGCAGUAGUAUGGCAGUGAGCCGCGUCCCGAGCCCACCGCCGCCGGAAGUGAACACCCCCGUAGCUGAGAAUUGGUGUUACACGCAGGUAAAGGUGGUCAAAUUCAGCUACAUGUGGACGAUAAAUAACUUCAGCUUUUGCCGCGAAGAGAUGGGGGAAGUGCUCAAGUCGUCUACAUUCUCAGCCGGGGCCAAUGAUAAGUUGAAAUGGUGCCUGAGAGUGAAUCCUAAAGGUUUGGAUGAGGAAAGCAAAGACUACCUGUCGCUGUAUCUCCUUCUCGUUUCGUGCAACAAAUCUGAAGUCAGAGCAAAGUUCAAAUUUUCUAUUCUUAAUGCCAAAAGAGAAGAAACCAAAGCAAUGGAAAGCCAACGUGCUUACAGGUUCGUCCAGGGUAAAGAUUGGGGCUUCAAGAAAUUUAUCAGGAGAGACUUUCUUCUGGACGAGGCCAACGGACUGCUACCAGAUGACAAACUCACGAUAUUCUGUGAGGUAUAUACCUUUGUCAGCGUAGUGGCAGACAGUGUCAACAUCUCCGGCCAGAGUAAUACGAUACAGUUUAAAGUACCGGAAUGCCGGUUACCUGAUGAUCUCGGACUAUUAUUCGAGAACCAAAAAUUUAGCGAUGUAACACUCACAGUAUGCGGUAGGGAAUUCCAAGCGCACAAGGCCAUUCUCGCAGCGCGAAGUCCCGUUUUCUCGGCGAUGUUCGAGCACGAGAUGGAAGAAAGAAAGCAAAAUCGUGUGGAUAUCACCGACGUGGACCACGAAGUGCUAAGGGAAAUGCUGCGAUUUAUCUACACUGGUAAAGCAGCGAAUCUGGAGAAAAUGGCGGAUGACCUGUUAGCCGCGGCGGACAAGUACGCGCUGGAGAGGCUGAAGGUAAUGUGCGAAGAAGCACUUUGCACAAGUUUAGCCAUUGAUAACGCGGCCGACAUCCUCAUACUUGCCGAUCUCCAUAGCGCCGAUCAGCUUAAGGCGCAAGCGAUAGACUUCAUUAAUACGCAUGCGACGGAUGUGAUGGAUACUAUGGGUUUCAAGUCCAUGGUCAACUCCCAUCCGCACCUAAUAGCGGAAGCUUUUCGAGCGCUUGCGACCCAACAGAUCCCACCGAUCGGACCGCCCAGAAAACGGGUGAAACAGAGCUGAAAGCAAUCACCGCUGACUCCGGGCACGACCUCCACAUCGCCCCCACCACUUUUGCAUCCCUCUUGAACCUUUGUGUACAGUGAUAUAACGAGGUAUAGUAGUGCUAAAUAAAUGUUUCCUAGUGCGCCACCCUCUGGUCUGAAAUUGAAGUUGUCGACGAGAACUGACGCGAGAACCAACCAUCCAACCGACUGUCAACAAGCUUUGGUUGAGAAUGUCCAGAGAUCGACGGGAGGAAAGGGAGAACCGUCUGUCCGUCCGGUCGGUCGAGGGCGAGUUUAAAAGAGCGUUCUCACACAUACCCAAACUGUUGUGUUCAAGUGAGUGCCGGUAGUAAAAAGAUAUAGUGAUGCGACCACACCAUCAACGCAACUCUCGUUCAUGUCUUCGUGCAUCGAAGAAGGGAAGGACGAGCCGUCCGAAAAACGUACACACCCACAACCCCACCAGUACACGAACCGUACUUCUCGACCGGCCUGUGCGCGAGUCAAUUCAUCGUAGCACCGUCAUCGGACAACGCGCUCGUUUUCUUCAAUGCCAAUACCGAUGCCAAUCGAUCAGCUGUCGGUGACACAUUGAAACACGUGCCACCAGGCUCAUCAUUAUCAUCGUGAAUUUGCUUUUUCCUUUCCGUUUAUCAUCGAAUGAACGAACGAACGAGCGGAAAGCGCACGACCGCGCGAGGCACCGGAGGUAUAUAGAGCUAGCCAGAGAGGACCAAGAAGGCGAGGAGCUUUCUCUCCAUUGUAACUCGCCGCCGCGAUUGCUGUAACGACGACAAAAGCGCGAUGCACGAAGGAAGUUGUGAUAGAUGUCGGCCAGACUAUUUAAACAUUUUGUUCCUUUGUCGAGAGAAGAAGGAGAAACGACAAAAACGAAUGAAGCGGAUGUUCCGUAGCGCUGUUCGCUCGAGCGCGGAGAGAGAUACUUGGUUUGUUUCUACCGAUAGUAGUGAUCUUUUUUAGUUCUAGCGCGUCGCAAACUCUUCCAAGACGGAGAUAUCAUGCUAGUUAGUGUUCUUUUUUUAUGAUCUCUUUCUCUGAAACAUAUGUACGAUUAUUAUAUUAUUAUUAUCAUCAUCCAUCAUUAUCAUCAUCAAUCAACAUCAUCAUCAUCAUCAUCAUCAUCAUUACCACCACCACCAUCGUCAUCAUUAUCAUCAUCAUGAGUACUAUUAAUGCUACACAAUCUGUGCCCUAUGUAUUUUUGUAUAUUUUUUGUCUAGAGAUGAGAGAAAAUUCAUCUUUCCCUUGAUAAAUUCUAUUUCCAUUUUUCGUCCUUUCUCCCCAUUUCUCCCGUUCAUAGGCACAGUUUGUUUUGUUUUCUGGAGUAUUGCAUACUGUAAGCGAAGUGAUAGGAUCGAAUUAUUAUUCUUAAUUAUUAUUAUUAAUGAUUAUUAUUAAUGUUUACGUUAUAAAAUUUAUGGUUGUCCAUAAUUUUUCGAAUCGUACGUUAUCGCAGCGAGUAUCGUGGAAAUACUUUGUCCAUCUUACGCCUUAUAUUGUGUUUUUUUAAAAAAACGUUACGAUCGACAAAUUCAAAAUCGCCAUGUUUAUUAUGGAUUAAUUGAAGAAAAAAAGAAAAAAAAAGGAAAUUGUAUAGGAUAAACGUUAUAGUCAGUUAGAAACGGCUUAAAUGCUUUUGUUUGUGUGUGUCAUUGAUUUGAUUGAAUCGUAAAAAUUAUGUGGUCAGUGAACCGAAUUAUGGACAACCACAAGAGGCGAAAACCAAUAAUCAAUCGUUUAGUACCGUGUACUGGCUUCCUGAUCCUCCGACCUUUAGCUUUACCAAGAAUCGUCUUAAAUAUGCGGAAUACUUAUUACCAUUUACACACAUCAUUAAUGAUGACAAUUAAUGCCAUACAUGUUCUGUGAUAAGACCACUGUAAUUACUGCAAUUGUAAUCGAUCCUUUCUAGAGACAGUCUCCCCCUCCCCCUUGCCCCCUGUCCUUGACGAUCCUGGCAGCCAGUGAAUUUACUUGUUAUAUAAAAUACAUACAAUAAGCGACAGUCGUUAUCCGGACAGUCCCAAACCUAGGGUUUAGUCACUCUCGAUUUUAAGAUUUUUACACUGUACAUAUCUGCUGUAUAUUUUAUAAGGACCGAACACAAACAAAAAAAAACAAUAUGGAGAAUCCUACACUUUUACGAAACCGUACAAUAAUCAGUAUAAUUUAUUUCAAUUUUACAGACUGCGCUAAGCUCAUGUUCCUUGAAACACAUUACCGAUACUUUAACUAAAUGUAAUAUAACGCCGACAAAUUGAUACAAAUUAGGAGGUACACACACAUGUACAAUCAUUGUAACACAUCGAACGAUAUGAUUUACGUUGAAGACAAAGGAUUGAAUUAACAAUGGAAAUCUAGUUAGAACAAUUUUUCCACUCUUUCUACGCCGAUCUUUUAUUUGAGUCUUAUUGCGAUAGGACUGAAAUAAAAAGAAAUAAAAAGGGGAAAGGAAAACCAGAAAAGCGGCAAAUUAAGGAACAGACUUUGACCGUGCUCGUUCAUAUUUUACAAAUCUGUGACCAUUCUCUAAUUCUCAUAUCUAUCUUUGGGACUGUACGGCGAUUUCUCUCGUGGAACACACAUAAUGUUGAAUGUCUUUUCUUAGAGAAAAAAAAAGAAAUGAAAGAAAAAGAGAACAACCGCAGAAUAAAACAAAUUCCGAUGAAAAUAAUAGCAAUUCGUAAAAUAUAGAUUGAAAAAAAGUAACAGAUAGGCGUAAUUCCGUGCGAACCAAUCCGCAAAAAUAAUUUGAGCGUAUAUGACUGGAUUAUAAUUUGAUAAAUUAUUAAGUACAAGUAAGACAAGUGUUACCUCAUCAUAAUGAAAGCCGGCGCAUGUUCGUGACCGAUUGAUCACCACGACUGCUAGACAUUACCGUGCGCCCGCUCUCUGACACACAUACUUCCGUUAUAUAUUGCAUUUAAAAAAAAAAAGCCCAAAACGCUCUUUUGUAAAAUGAAUGGUGUACACGCAGCAGUAGUGGCUGACAAACGGGUAAUGUCACGCGCGCCGCUCAUUGAUCCCAGCUCAUACGGACAUUCAUUUUCCAUUUUAUUUUAAAUCAUUGCACCACAUCAAAUAAAUGACAUUUUCAUUA
Molecule: messenger RNA, 5209 nt
Organism: Linepithema humile (Argentine ant)
Lineage: Eukaryota; Metazoa; Arthropoda; Insecta; Hymenoptera; Formicidae
Gene: rdx
Product: BTB/POZ and MATH domain-containing protein rdx
Biological process (GO): regulation of proteolysis; proteasome-mediated ubiquitin-dependent protein catabolic process
Cellular component (GO): cytoplasm; nucleus
Molecular function (GO): ubiquitin protein ligase binding
Source: RefSeq, a predicted model, not a curated record